AUGCUAGCUCCAUACUGCAGUCUCUGUGCACGCUGUUCACGUCAAGCUGUUCCUGUCAUCCGCUCAUUACCGCCCAUUCCUUUUCAAAGACCUUUCCUGAGUAAAGCUUUCUCACAGCAAAGACGAGUCCUACAGUCCCAACAGUUCCAGCCAUUCACACCUCCGUCUCCCAGCUCUCUGGGAAAGGCAGCCCCGCCGAAGCGCUUCCCUAGAGCGAGAAGAUGGACACGCCGUCUCUCAUAUCUUACCCUCACCGCAGCCGUUGUCUACGCACUCGACCACCAGUACUAUGCUUCUGUGCUGCUCCGCAGUUCUCGCACAUUUGCCCUAGCAAUCAUAGUUGCUGCAGACUACAAGAUCAACUUUCGCCCCAACCCUCCUCUUGCUCCUUCCAUUGGCGCCCUCCAUGCACGCAACGCAGAGCGCCUUUUCGACAUUCUCAGAGUCAAUGGAGGACUCUACCUCAAGAUCGGUCAAGCGAUUGCCAUGCAGUCAGCCAUUCUACCUCCCGAGUUUCAGAAGAUGUUCUCCAAGAUGUUCGAUGAUGCUCCACAGAACGAUUGGAAAGAUGUAGAACAAGUUAUCAGAGAGGACUUUGGCAAAUCGCCGGAAGAGGUCUUUGGGGUCUCCUUUGAUGGUGACCCUGACAAGGGACUGAUGGAAAGGACUGCCCGAGCAAGUGCGAGUGUAGCGCAGGUACACUGGGCGCGGCUGAAGGAUGGGAGUGAGGUUGCGAUCAAGAUACAAAAACGGGAGAUAGACCGACAGGUAGGUUGGGAUUUAUGGGCCUUCAAGGUCGUUUCUCGAAUCUACACUUGGUAUUUUGACCUGCCUUUGUACAAUCUGGUACCAUACAUCACCGAGCGCCUUCAGCUUGAGACCGAUUUUGUCGUUGAGGCACAAAAUGCCGAAAGGAUGGCUGAACUCGUAGCCAAAGAACCUCGUUUACGUGGUCGAGUAUACAUUCCAAGAGUCUAUCAUGAUCUCUCCUCCCACCGAGUCAUGACUGCAGAGUGGAUUGAAGGCAUAAGGCUCUGGGAUAAAGAGAGCUUGACAUCAUCUUGGGAAGGGGGUUGGCGGCAACCCAGUCCAGGUGCUGGCGGUACACCACUUCUGGCACCAAGACAAGAAGAAACAAAGCGUCAGCUCAAGACCAAUUCUCUCAACGAGAAAUUGAAGCCUGAACGAAACUGGUGGAGGGGUAACGACGGCAAAGGAGGCCUUGGACUGUCACUGAAAGAAGUCAUGACAACAAUGAUUGAUCUAUUCUCUGCUCAGAUGUUUCUCUGGGGUUGGGUUCAUUGCGACCCUCAUCCUGGAAACAUAUUCAUCCGCCGCUUACCUUCAGGGAAACCAGAGCUAGUCUUGAUCGAUCAUGGCCUCUACAUUCAUAUGGAGCCAAAAUUCCGACAUCAAUAUAGCCUGUUCUGGAAAAGCUUGAUGACCUUCGAUAAUGCCACCAUCAAAGAGAUAGUUCAGGAUUGGGGCAUAAACAAUCCGGAUCUGUUCGCUUCUGCUACUCUCAUGCGGCCGUACACUGGUGGUGACAAUAGUACAGGGGACGAGAUCCGGAAGGGCCUCACCGGUAAGGAACAAUCUGAUCGUGCCUACGAGGCUCAACAAAAGAUGCGAAAAGGCAUUAGAGAGAUCCUGUCAGACGAGAAGAAGUGGCCAAAGGAGCUCAUCUUCAUCGGACGUAACUUCCGAAUCGUACAAGGGAACAAUCAAUUUCUGGGCACUCCUGUGAACAGAAUCAAAAUCACUGGCUAUUGGGCCUCUCGAUCGCUGGUGGACAGUGCCGAUCUCAGCUUCAAGGAAAGGGCCAACAACUUCGGUAGGCAUCUCAUUUUCAGGUUUGUACUAUUUGGGAGCGAUGUAUGGUUUUACGCCGCCAAAAUUAAACAAUUUCUUGGGUUUGGAGGUGGCAUGGAAGACGACAUGGAAGCCCAGAUGAAGCAUAUGGCGAAAGAUUUUGGAGUCGAGCUGAAUCACUCGGUCUUCGAAGGAUGA
Messenger RNA from Bacidia gigantensis, 2010 nucleotides. RefSeq lists its product as uncharacterized. The coding region runs from base 1 to 2010 and encodes 669 amino acids. Lineage: Eukaryota; Fungi; Ascomycota; Lecanoromycetes; Lecanorales; Ramalinaceae. The record is from RefSeq and is a predicted model, not a curated record. The transcript has 2 exons.